This is a messenger RNA of Yamadazyma tenuis ATCC 10573, 974 nucleotides long. The record is from RefSeq and is a predicted model, not a curated record. NCBI's taxonomy places the organism in Eukaryota, Fungi, Ascomycota, Pichiomycetes, Serinales, Debaryomycetaceae.
AGGGGCUCGGAGUUUGGUCGCGGGCUGAUUUCCGGAGUGCCCCCCAUCCAUAUAAGAACCACAUUAUAACCAUGAAUACGCAGUUCCAAGCAAAUGCAAACCACAUACCAGUCGUUUAUCAAGGGUCCCGAAGAGGACAACACAGUGCCGGUCAAGUCCAAAACCUUCAGCACAAAUAUCAAGGAUCGGUUCUCGCUCAAAGGAAAAGUUACGGUGGUAACAGGAGGUUUAGGAGGUAUUGGAAGAGCCAUUUGCAUCGGAUAUGCUCAGAUGGGAGGCGACGUGGCCAUUAUGGACUACGCUAGAGACGGUGGAGAAUUUUCCGCCCAAUUACAAUCCCAGUGGGGGAUUCGGUCCAAGUCGUACCGAUUGGACGCAACUGCGAGCGAUGCGGUUAAGGCGGCGGUUGAAUCUGUUAUCGGUGAUUUUGGAACCAUCGAUGUGUUUGUGGCCAAUGCUGGAUUACCAUGGUACAAAGGCACUGUUAUUAGCGAGUCAGCAACCGUUGAAGACUGGCACAAGAUGAUGGAUAUCAACUUAAAUAGUAUCUUCUACUGCGCCAAGUACGUGGGGAAGCAUUUCGAGCAGCAGCAAAAAGGCCUGUUUGUGAUCACAGCAUCGAUGUCUGCUCACAUUGUAAACAUUCCCCAGUACAAGGCAGCCUACAACGUCUCCAAGGCUGGUGCCAUGCAUUUGGCCAAGUCUUUGGCAGUAGAAUGGGCAGGUUUUGCUCGUUGCAACUCGGUUUCUCCUGGGUAUACAGACACCAUUUUGUCAAGCCCAGUGCCCACUGAGGAUCGGGCCAAAUGGUGGGGAUUAACACCUAUGGGUCGUGAAGCCCAUCCAGAAGAACUUGUGGGUGCAUAUGUGUACUUGGCAAGUGACGCCAGUAGUUUCACCACCGGUACUGAUAUUCGAGUAGAUGGAGGCUACACCCUUAUUUAGAUGCAAAAUACAUAGUUAGCUGAGUGCGC